Balearica regulorum gibbericeps (East African grey crowned-crane) is the source of this 2324-nucleotide messenger RNA. The record is from RefSeq and is a predicted model, not a curated record. NCBI's taxonomy places the organism in Eukaryota, Metazoa, Chordata, Aves, Gruiformes, Gruidae.
GAAAGAAAGCGGUGAUGGAUUCCAGUCCGUUCCUGUCAGAGGCCAAUGCAGAAAGAAUCGUGAGAACCUUGUGCAAGGUCCGGGGAGCAGCACUGAAGCUGGGACAGAUGUUAAGCAUUCAGGAUGAUGCCUUCAUCAACCCCCAUCUCCAGAGGAUUUUUGAGCGUGUACGUCAGAGUGCUGACUUCAUGCCAAUAAAGCAGAUGAUGAAAACUCUGAACAACGAUCUUGGCCCCAACUGGAGAGAUCAACUGGAGUCCUUUGAAGAACGCCCCUUUGCUGCUGCUUCAAUUGGUCAGGUUCACCUGGCACGCUUGAAAAAUGGGAAAGAAGUUGCCAUGAAAAUCCAGUACCCCGGAGUUGCCCAGAGCAUCAACAGUGAUGUUAACAACCUGAUGACUGUCCUGAGCAUGAGCAAUAUUCUCCCUGAAGGUUUGUUCCCUGAGCAUUUGAUUGAAGUCCUGAGCAGAGAGCUGGCCCUGGAGUGUGACUACCAGAGAGAAGCUGCCUGUGCAAGGAAAUUCCAGGAGCUGCUGAAAGACCACCCCUUCUUUUAUGUCCCAAGAGUAGUGGAUGAGCUGUGCAGCAAGCAUGUCCUGACCACAGAGCUGGUGUCAGGCUUCCCCUUGGAUCAAGCUGUAGGGCUGAGCCAGGAGAUCCGAAAUGAGAUCUGUCACAACAUCCUGGUCCUGUGUCUGCGGGAGCUGUUUGAGUUCAGGUACAUGCAGACUGACCCAAACUGGUCAAACUUCUUCUAUGACCCACAGUUGCACAAGGUGGCCCUGUUGGACUUCGGAGCAACACGAGGGUUUGAUGAGAAGUUCACAGAUGUCUACAUAGAGGUCAUCAAGGCAGCUGCUGACAUGGACAGAGAGAGAGUACUGAGGAAGUCCAUUGAAAUGAAAUUCCUCACUGGCUAUGAAGUCAAGGAAAUGGAAGAUGCCCACUUAAAUGCCGUCCUCAUCCUGGGAGAGGCUUUUGCGUCUGAGGAACCUUUUGAUUUUGGCAACCAAAGCACCACUGAAAAGAUCCAUGGUUUAAUCCCAGUCAUGCUGAAACAUCGGCUUGUACCUCCACCAGAGGAGACCUACUCUCUUCAUCGGAAGAUGGGGGGUUCUUUUCUUAUCUGCACCAAACUGAAGGCCAAAAUUCCCUGCAAAAACAUGUUCCAGGAGGCAUAUAGCAAAUAUUGGAGCAGUAGGGGCAAGAAGCCAGAGGAGUAGUAAGAAUGAACUAACACGUCUUGUUCUGAGGGCACAGUUCAUCUGAGCCUUGCAGAGAGCGUUCUAGCCUCCCAUGUGUUGCACCCCAGCUCUCCAUCCUCUUGAGAUGCAGCAGCCUGUGCCCUGGAAGCCAAGUGUGCAUUUCAUAAGGACAAAGCUGUUCUUUCAUGCUGUGUCUGUCCUACACUGAUUGUCAGUACAGUCCGCAGCUUGCAGGAAAAGUAUCUUCUUGAGCACUUCUGUACUGUUUCAAGGCACCAGCUGACUACCUUGAAUGCAUUUUUAACAUUGUGAUGGUGGCUGUGUAUUGAUUGGGUUUUAUAACGAGUAGGAGGAGGACAAGAGCAGAAUUUAAUACUGAAAUCUCUUUGUAAUUGUCCAAAAAUAGUGUUUUUUUAAAAAACUUCCCUCUUUCAUGCUAAGGUGGAGUUCUAGUAGUUUUCGUACUGUGAAUUAUACAAUGAAAUACCAAGGUGUACCCUACCACAGACACAUUCAGCACUUCCCCCCCAUUUUUGUAAGUCAAGUGGUGGCAGUCUAAGAACCCUCCUGCAUUUUACUGACAUUGAUAUAAUGCAAGGGGUGUGUGUGUGUACAUAGGGUGAAGUUUUAUGCUUUCUGCCUCUUCUUGGCUUGCAAGCUAACCAUAGGAAAUAUUUUAAAAGUCUGAGAAUUGAGUGCCAGUCUCUUUUAAACACACACGUACACUCACACAACCCCUCUCAGUUCUGGGAGUAAAUACGCAAUCAACAGAGCUAUAUCAGAGCACAAAUAGUGGGAUUCUUCACUGUUUGGUAGGCAUUGGCUUUCCUGAGGGCAAGUUAGAUAAGCUACAACUCUGACACCAAUUGCUUGCUAGACUCCUAACCAAGAACCUAGUCUGUCUCUUUUCCUGUAAUGCAGAACUUAGGGCAAGGCAGACAAACAUGUAAUGUCUCUCAGCAGCAUUUCAAGCUUUUGCUGAAAUGUCACACAUUUAAAACCAGAUGCACAGUUUUAAACUAUUGGAGUCAAGCUAGGAAAUUUACUUUCUUAGAUUUUUGUACAACGCCUGUACCUGUAUGACUUCCUGAUUUCAAUAAAAAAGUGCUUGUGCAGUGG